CCAUGUCACCGUAUGGUAAAACAUGGUUUCCUUACCCGUUUGCUGCCUCGCGAUAUACCUCCUCAUCGUUCGCAUUCUUCGAUACCGGCGUGUCAAUAGGACUUCACGAAAAUAUGCUGACCUCAACCUCGACGCGAUAACCCCUCAAAAAGUUCAGGAAAUCGUAUAUGAUUCGUUAUUCUACGACAUGGUAUUGGGAACACAAGUCACAUUGUUCAAGAUUUAUGGAGUGCCGACUAUUGCAACGUUGUUACUGAAAAGCGGGGAAAUGACAGACGAGGUCCAAUUGAAUAAACGUCUCGCAGAUACUGCCACGUUAAUUGCUACCUUCAUCUCGAAUCCCUCACCCCCGUGCUCAAGCACUGACGACCGUUCUGAUCCACGAGCGGCGAUUGCUCUCGCUCGUAUCAACUAUAUCCACGAAAAAUACCCAAUCAGAAACGAAGACCUACUAUAUAAUCUGGCAUUGUUCAUGUUGGAACCCGUGAGAUGGACAGCCCGUUUCAACUGGCGGCCUCAUACCUCACUCGAAAAAAAGGCCAUAUUCAUUUUGUGGACCGACGCAGGCCGGCGAAUGGGUAUCGAAAACAUUUGGUCUUCCUAUGAAGAGAUGGAGAACUGGGCUCACACAUACGAGGAAGAGAACAUGAUUCCCUCCGAAUCCGCGUACAACCUAUCGCGCAUCACUAUCAAUCAUAUGCUGAACAGGGUCCCGUCAUUCCCUGGAUUGAAAAGUCUGGCGUAUAAUGUCUUUCUUACUCUAUUGGACGAGAGAACACGUUAUGCCAUGGGACUUCCGGCGCCAAACCGUGCAAUUUCUUCAACCAUAUACGCUCUAUUCCAUAUCCGAGCAUGGAUUGUUCACUAUCUUUGUCUACCUCGAUUCAAGCCCGCGCUUUGGGUCCAAAUGAACAUGAACCCCAUCUGCCCCAGUGCUGAUGAAAUCCCGCGAAUGCACGCGGUCUAUCCGCGUCGGUCCGGGCCGUAUUACUUCCCUGAGCCAACGGGAUACUUCGCAGUGAAGUUACAGCGACUUUUGCUCGCUCUUGGUCUCAAGAAUCCGGACAAAAUCCCAGGAAAGAGGUGGAGAAGCGAAGGUUAUCGAUUGGAAGAGCUGGGACCUGUACGUUGGGAGAACGAGGGACAUGAGGAAGUCAUGGCCGCUGCUGCUCAAAUGCAGGGAUGUCCUAUCAGUGGACCGUGGUCACUAGAUGCACGAAAAGGAAGAGAGAAAAAGGAGUAGACCAUAUCUAUCCUCAUGCAUUUUUGCCACACCUUCCGUAUAGAAAAUGUCGGGCAAUGGAGUAGACCUUCAUUCGUUUGAAAACCGAGUUCACCGACUAUCGACACCCUCUCCCGAUCCUCUAAUGUGGACAUUUCGUUACCGGA
This is a messenger RNA of Marasmius oreades (fairy-ring Marasmius), 1389 nucleotides long. RefSeq lists its product as uncharacterized. NCBI's taxonomy places the organism in Eukaryota, Fungi, Basidiomycota, Agaricomycetes, Agaricales, Marasmiaceae. The transcript has 11 exons. Gene Ontology annotation, molecular function: oxidoreductase activity. The coding region runs from base 23 to 1243 and encodes 406 amino acids. The record is from RefSeq and is a predicted model, not a curated record.